Messenger RNA from Branchiostoma floridae (Florida lancelet), 2795 nucleotides. Its product is annotated as cytochrome P450 3A29-like. Gene Ontology annotation, molecular function: steroid hydroxylase activity; oxidoreductase activity, acting on paired donors, with incorporation or reduction of molecular oxygen; iron ion binding. The record is from RefSeq and is a predicted model, not a curated record. Bases 160 to 1707 code for a protein of 515 amino acids. Lineage: Eukaryota; Metazoa; Chordata; Leptocardii; Amphioxiformes; Branchiostomatidae. The transcript has 15 exons.
CCUCUAUAAAGGGGCCACUGUAAAUUUACUUGCCAAAGGAGGCUUUCAUACCUAGGUGGGAGCAAGGAAGCUUAUAACAUCCUUGGUGGGAGUUUUACACGUACGUCAGAGAGGAUCUUGGAGGAAAGCUGACCAGUGUGAACAAGCAGAUCCAUCAACAUGUCAGCUGACUCCCUGCCCGUCCCCCUGACCUGGAUCCUACUGGCCAUACUGCCGGUCCUGUUCUACAUAUACGCAGUGCGACCCCUUCAGCUGUUUAAGAAGAUGGGUGUGCCAGGUCCCGCCCCGUGGCCAAUCAUUGGGAACCUGCUGGAUCACAUGAGAGACGGCAUAUGGAACAUUGAGACUCAAGUUGCACGAACACGGAAAUAUGGCACUGUGUAUGGGAUGUUUGGUGGAGGAUUCACGGGUGUCUUCAUAACAGACCCAGAAAUGUUGCAGGAUGUGUUUGUGAAGAAAUUCCACAGUUUUACAAACCGCCAGACUAAGGACCUUCAGAUCAACGUAAGACCUGCGGGUCGCAUGCUGACAUCGCUGUUUGACGAGGACUGGAAGAGCGUACGGAGCACCGUCAGUCCGGCCUUCAGUGGGGGCAAGCUAAAACAGAUGGCAGGACCAAUGAACAGCUGUGCUGAUCUGCUGAUAGAGAACAUGAGCAAGUUUGCAGAAAGUGGUGAAUGCUUCGAGGUCAAGGAACUCACUGGUGCCUUCACCAUGGAUGCGAUCACCAGGACAGCGUUUGGUACUCAGAUCGACUCACAGAAGAAUCCAGAUGAUCCUUUUGUUGUCUAUGCAAAGAAGAUGAUUGACAGACCAAUUUCUCCUGCCCUUCUCAUGUUCAUGUUUUUUCCAAAGCUGAUGAAACCAAUCUUUGAGAAGUUUCAAGUCGGUAUCUUCCCAACUGCACCCACCCAGUUCUUCUACAAUGUUUUUGACCAGUUGAUGGAAAUGAGAGAGACUGAGCAAGAACGUGUGGACUUUAUGCAGCUGAUGAUGAAUGCUCACAAGGAACACGACAAAGAACCUGACGGCAGCGGAGAUAAGCCACGUGGACAGAAACACCCACUCACUAAGGAUGAUGUUGUUGCUAAUGGGAUCCUUUUCUUCAUCGCGGGAUAUGAGACGACUGCUACAACCAUGGCCUUCGCGCUGUACAACCUGGCACUGAACCAAGACGUACAGGAGAAAGUCAGACAGGAGAUUGAACAUGUCAUGGAGGACAAGGAAGUUGUUGACUAUGAGGCUGUCCACAAGAUGUCGUACCUGGAAAUGUGCAUCUUGGAGACCCUGCGUAUGUACCCUCCUGUUUCCAUUAAUAUGCGUGCCAGCUCAGAAGAGGUGAAGCUCAAGUGGCUGACUAUUCCCAAAGGCAUGUUAGUUGGAGUCCCCAUCCUCUCCAUUCACUACGACCCAGAGCGCUGGCCUGAACCAUACAAGUUCAUUCCUGAACGGUUCACAAAGGAAGAGAAGGAGAAGAGGGGAGCCUUUGACUGGGUGCCUUUUGGUUCCGGGCCAAGGAACUGCAUCGGGAUGAGGCUGGCCCUGUUCGAGCUGAAGCUGGGACUGGCCAGGCUCCUGAUGAAGUACCGCGUCAUGACUGGACCUGACACUGAUAUUCCCCUGAAGAUGAAGAAGUUCAAGAAGUUUCCCCUCCCAGAGAAUGGCAUAAGGCUGAAAGUUGAGCUGGUAGAUCAGGCUGCAAACUGAUGUUUCCUGCAGUUUCUAUAUUGGUGUGUGUUGUAGUUCCUAGGAUGUGCUGUACAUUGUACUUUGAAGAAUGUACAUUAAAAUGUUGUUUUAAAAUUUUCACCUGGGUUAGGACCAACCUGUGUCGGGGCCAUUGAAGUUGAUGUACAUGUAUACAUGUAUGAUGAUUGAGGAAUGACAUCCUCCCCUUAAAUAUACUGGUACUGGUAUUAAUCCUUUAUCCGGAAUGUACUGUAAUGUAUGAAACACUCCAAAUAGUGUUGCCAAUUAGUUCUAAGCAGACUGCUUUUGAUAGUCACUAUAAAUUUGAGAGAUUGUCAUUUGUCCAGGGUAGUAAAUUUAUUGUUACUCUUCAGUCUAGUCGUGCGCAUUUGGAGAUUCCCCCAGUAUAGAGACAAGUAGACACUGUCUAUGCAUAUUUUAUAUUGUGAACUGAUGGAUUGUUACCAAUGAUAGCUUGUACCUGGAGGCCAUCCGUCUAGGCUUGCCUCCUGGCGCUACAAUCUGUUGUAUGCUGUGAUGAUACACACAUACUUGAUCAAAGAAUGAAAUAUAAGUGCAGUCAUUGGCUACCUGUCACAAAGGUAACAUUAUAAUUCCAAUAUUACAAAUAGUUUACAUCCACCUGCCAUAAAAAAGGAACAGCCUAGAAGACCUGCAAACUAUACAAACAAUAAUGUCUACAAUUAUGUCUCAAAAUGGUAUUGAAUUAAUAAAUUUAUACAUGCUGUAAUAUCAAGUUAUACGUUGUAUACCUGUACUGCAUUUUGUCACCUUAAUUAUAAGAAGCUGUGCACAAUAGGACGAACUGAUACAAUGUGUUAGAAGGGGUGUUAUGUAGAGAGGCAGUUAAAUUUGAAUGUGUGCUAUUUAUGUAAUACCUGAUUCAUGAUCAAAACAAGUGUUUUUUUCUUAAGUUUCAAAUAUUAUAUCUUAUAACCCUAGCUAGCCUCUGGUGUGAUCUCCUAAAACCAUAAUUUGCUAUUCAUGAUAUUGUUACUAGUAGUUUGCAGUUAGAUUGCAUCCAUGUAUAUAUGGAUAUAUUAUUGAAUGUCAUAUAAUUAACAAUAAAUAUUACGAUGAAUGUU